Messenger RNA from Puntigrus tetrazona (Sumatra barb), 2211 nucleotides. RefSeq lists its product as uncharacterized. The record is from RefSeq and is a predicted model, not a curated record. The transcript is spliced from 6 exons. Gene Ontology annotation, cellular component: basolateral plasma membrane; intercalated disc; bicellular tight junction. NCBI's taxonomy places the organism in Eukaryota, Metazoa, Chordata, Actinopteri, Cypriniformes, Cyprinidae. The coding region runs from base 174 to 1106 and encodes 310 amino acids. Gene Ontology annotation, molecular function: cell adhesion molecule binding. Gene Ontology annotation, biological process: homotypic cell-cell adhesion.
AGAAUGGAGACGAGCAAUUACGUUGAAGGCAAUGUUCGUUUUAAACAAGCACGAUUUGUAUCAAAGUGUCUCUCAGAGUGUUUGACCAACGGAAUCAAGACAGUUUUUUUUUUUAUUUUGACUUGCGCUCUAGAUUGUGGGUGGGCACAUGGUCAGGAAGUUCAUCACUCAGUAUGUGUGUGUUCGUGUACAGAAGUGUAACACACGCUGAUCUUAUCGACAUGCUUUUAAAAUGGAUUACGAACUGUCUUUUAUUUUUGUCUUCAAUUUAUCUCACACAUACAGAUGCAGAGAAUGUUUUCAGGGCAGUUGAAGGAGAAACUGUCCAUCUUCCCUGUCCCUUACUCCUUAAUGGCAGUGAACAAGUUUCUGUAGACUGGACAAAAUAUAGAACAAAUAGCACAAUUAUUUGUAAAUGGAGUAUUAACAGCAUUACUGAAUCUCACGGAGAAUGCAUUCCUCGUUUCAAAUUCAACAAGACUUCUUUCACAUUAAGUGUAGUAAAUGUUCAGCUCAGUGACUCCGGUAACUAUAGCUGUAAAAUAACAAGAUUUAUUCCACCGCCGAUAUUAGACAGCACCUCAAAUAUGACGCUCCAAGUUGCAGUGCGUCCACAUCUGUCUCUGAAGAAACUGAACAGCAGUAAUGAAACCUGUGUCCAUCUGCGCUGCUCUCUGGAGAAUCUGCAGCCGGGGCAGGUGAACUUCACCUGGGACAGAGAGGGUCACGGGUCUCUCCGUUCAGUCCUGAAUAACUCCAUGAACAGUGAGCUGCUUCUGUGUAAACCUGACUGGAGCGAUGGAGACACAAUCACCUGUUACGCCAAAUACUUACAAACACAAACACUGUACAGCUGCAAUAUUACACUUGACUUCAGACAUAAAGUUGCAGGAGUCCAGCUGCUGAUCAUCUCAUGCAGUGCUGCCGCAGGCCUCAUCCUCUGCAUCAUCACCACCGUUGUCAUUUGCAAAUGCAGAAAGCGAGAUAAAAAUGGAUCUAUAGUGUUCAGCAAUAAAGUCUAUGAGAACUUCAGUUUCGCCAUGGCCCAUCAGAACACACAGCUCAAUGAUAAACCACAACCAGAAGAGUGUGUUUAUGAAAACUAACUGCUGCUGCUUGCUUCAAAGUCAGAUUCCCCCGGGGGUUAUAAUGUGUGGUUUUGCUAAGAUAUUUAAGCAAAAGCUCUCUCUGUAUUGUUUACAAUGCCUUUACUGGCUUCCAAAACUGUAAGCGGGUGCUUUAAACAUUUAAAUCUAUUUAAGUAUCUUGUUUAGUGCACUGUAGGUGCAAUAAACUGUUCUGCCUUCUAAAUGAAAUUGAAUUAAAUUAUUAUUAAUGGCAAGGAUUUCAUACCCAUUUUCUUUUUUACAAUGCCAAGGCAUUAUUAAAACUUUUAUUUGCACUUUUUGUCGUACGACUUUGGUUUUUGCUAUGGUGUUUAAUCUAAGUAUAUUGUAAUAUUUCAUUACUUGUGAAUAAAUAGCACAUUAAAAGUGUUUUGUGUCAAAGCCUCUAUGUUGUCCAACCAAACCAUGAUAAUGAUUAUCUUUGGGUUGCAAUGAAAAAUACAAAAAUUUGUUUAUUACUUAUUAAUUGGAAUAGUUGGAGUUCAGUUACCUUCUAUCAUGAGUACAUGCCUAUUGUUUAUUUAGCACUACUAAAUUUAUUACACUACGACUUUAUUUGUCAAUCUUGGAGAGUCUGCCAAAAUUAGAUGCAACUACAACCGAACAAAUGACACGGAAAGCAUGACAGCAGUUCUGCAAACGUUAAAUCACACACUGUGUUCAUAUUUCUUACUUGAGAAUACAUGGAAGAAACUACAUUGUGAAGAUCACAGCAGGUUCAUAUGGAUUCCAGAAACUAAGGAAAUAACAUUUGAGCUCUUAAAUCUUCAAAUUAAGGAUAUCGGCACAUACACCUGUACUGUGAAGAGGAUUGUAAAACCACCUCAAGUGGAUCUGGGAGUGCAAAAAAUUCAAGUUAUUGUGCGUCCCACCUUGUCUCUGUCCUGUGUGAAGAGGCCUGAUGGGUCUCCCAUGUUUCUGUGCUCUGUGCAUUUUUACCUCGAUUCUCUUGAACAGUUGUGGAUCAGAGACGGAGAAGUCCUCAACAGCUCACACACAAACAAAUCAUUCAAUGGAUCCUUUAGUCAGAAAUCGUACCUCAUACUGCCACCACGAAACAUCAAUGAUAUAAUCUACUCCUGCU